Molecule: messenger RNA, 1318 nt
Organism: Drosophila kikkawai
Lineage: Eukaryota; Metazoa; Arthropoda; Insecta; Diptera; Drosophilidae
Molecular function (GO): structural molecule activity
Source: RefSeq, a predicted model, not a curated record
CAGAGAGACCAUGCAGAAGGCUAUCAAGAAGGAGCUUAGCUUCUCGCUGGACACGCUGGAGCGUUACCGGGCCAAGUAUGGACGCAGUGCCUCGCUGGACACAAAUGGCGGCAUUGCUGUGGCAGCCCUCACGGAUGGGGAGCCGGUGACGGCAGCCUUAUCGCCGCCUGCCCCACCACCUCCUAGCGUCUUCACCAAGUCCUACUCGCCACCAAAGCUAACCAAACUCCAGGAGUUGCAGCAGAAGAAGGAGGCCUAUCUGAGGGCCAAGGAGCAUGAGAGGGAAAUGGAACAGCUGCAGCGUACGGAGCGACGAGCGGCCACAUCCACAAAUGGCUUGGAUGCACCCAAACCCAAGACAGGCAGUCCCACAAAGACUUCUCCCACUCCCAAUGGCACUUCGACAGCUGCUGCUGCAGCCACAAAGUCCUCCAGCCCGGCGGGCUACUCCAACUGGUCCAACCAUCAUGCAACUCUCUGCUCCCAGCCCUGGGUGGCCAUUUCGGAGCUGAUGUACUUCUGCGACAAGUACGAGUUCACCACCCUGAGCACGCGCGAUCUGAGGACACACCAGGAAAUCGUGGCGGAGGUGCGGGCCCUGCUGUCGGGCAAGGCGCCUUUCGAUCAGCGUACCCGGUUUCCCGGCAACAUUCACGAUCCGGAGAACCUGUGGGUAUGCAUUGGUCGCUGUGCCAGCGUAGAGUACCAUCUGCAGCGCAUCAUCAGCAUCUUCCGGAAGCCACUAAAUCAGCUCACGCCCGACAAGCAGCGAACAGUGCGCCAGAACUUCCAUCUGGCGGUAAGUGAGCUCCGGCUGGACAUCUCGGCGCGGAUAAGCGAGGUGCGCCUGUACGAUCGCUUGGUCUUUGAGCGAGAGUUCCGGCUGGAGUGGCAGGAGGCGGAGGCCUAACGAGAAAAAAGUGAUCAUGAUCAGUGUGGUGGACAGUAACGUUUAUUGCAAACUCUUCGCGCGGUGAAAAAAAAACGGUUACAAAAAUACACUUGGACACGGGAGACAGGAGACGGGCACGGGUGCUUGGAGUACAUAGCGUGCUCCUCCAUAUACCUUUUUCAGCUACAUAUAUAUAGUACAUAUUUCACAAAAUCUAGACCGUGUGUGGUGGAUUGCUCUCUCAACAAUUGCUCGCGUAACUAAAUCUAAAGGCCGCCGGCGGGGGAACAGGUGGAAUCGGGCUACAUAGCCCGAGUCUGUCCUCAGAUCAAGGCGCAACUUAUGGAUUACAAACAUUUCUAUAUAAUAUGUACACAUAAUGUUAACGUUAAAAUAAAGCACUUUUGUGUGAGUGGUUGCUCGUGA